CCGAUUGCUACUAACUUCUCUCAAUUUUGUUGGAAAAAUCUCAUCGAUAAAACCCAAAAUCUAAAAGUUCGUCACCACAAUCUACAGAUUGCAUAGCAUAUCUGUUGUUACAUCACUUCUGAUACAAUUCCCUGUUUCAUCGUUCAUGGUUGUGAUAUCAUUAUAUGCAGAUGUGAUUUCUGUUUGGAAAAUUUGAGUUUUGGGGACCGAAUUGGGUGCAAAUAAGCGAUAAGUAUGAGCCGGCCGGCGGUGCACCCGGUGGAGCCGCCGCCUUUGAUUGACGGAAGAAACGAUGUAGCGCCGCCUCGAAGAGUGAGGAUGAAAGACGUGGAAGGCAUGCCUGGUACGUCAACUGGACUCGCCCUUCGUCUCUGUCAGUUCGUCUUCACCGUCAUUUCUCUCACCGUCAUGGCUACAACAUCUGAUUUCCCCUCCGUCACCGCUUUCCGAUACCUUGUUGCUGCUGUUGGCUUGCAAAGUUUAUGGAGCUUGUCGCUAGCUAUGAUCGAUGUAUAUGCACUUUGUGUCAAAAGAAGCUUGAGGGAUCCUGCAGUUAUUACUGUGUACACAAUUGGCGAUGGGAUUACCUCGACGCUAACUUUUGCUGCUGCAUGUGCAUGUGCGGGCAUCACGGUUCUUAUCAGCAAUGAUCUUGAUAGAUGUGAUAUAAACCAUUGCAAAAAGUUCAUGUCGGCUACAGCUUUGGCUUUUCUAAGUUGGUUUGCCGUAUCUCCAUCUUUUUUCUUGAACUUUUGGUCGCUGGCGUCACAAUGACAAAGAGACACAUUUUAGUUUGUGAAGAUUUCAAUGGGACACGAACUAUUUAAGGUUGUGAGGUACAAAAUUUUGCUUGCUCUUUUGCAGCAGGUAUGAGUGUUUUGACAUUUGAUGUCAAAUUUUGUAUAACUGUACCUUGAUUUCAAAUUUGGUUGGUCAUCAAGAUAUUAGAUUCUAGUUUAGUUCAAUUAUGGCUACAUUGUUACCACAAUUUUUGUCACAAACAUUUGAAACUUGAAAGGUUUAUUGUGAA
Cynara cardunculus var. scolymus (artichoke) is the source of this 1030-nucleotide messenger RNA. Its product is annotated as CASP-like protein 5A2. The transcript has 3 exons. The coding region runs from base 235 to 774 and encodes 179 amino acids. NCBI's taxonomy places the organism in Eukaryota, Viridiplantae, Streptophyta, Magnoliopsida, Asterales, Asteraceae. Gene Ontology annotation, cellular component: membrane. The record is from RefSeq and is a predicted model, not a curated record.